Micromonas pusilla CCMP1545 is the source of this 744-nucleotide messenger RNA. RefSeq lists its product as uncharacterized. Lineage: Eukaryota; Viridiplantae; Chlorophyta; Mamiellophyceae; Mamiellales; Mamiellaceae. The record is from RefSeq and is a predicted model, not a curated record. The coding region runs from base 1 to 744 and encodes 247 amino acids. The transcript has a single exon.
AUGGCGUCGCACGGACUCGAGGCGUCCUUAGGGAUGCCGCGGGGACCACCCGCGCCGAGCGAACGCGAACGACCGCCGACGCCGCGGGAAGAGCUCGCGCAGGCGUCCGCGCCCGCGUCGCCGCCGGCGGCGGACGCCGCGACGCUGCGGCCGACGGUCGUGCACACGCGGCACGACGCGCGCGCGCUGUUCGACGGCGCGCGCGGAGGCGGCGCCGGCGCCGGCGCCGGCGCGGCGGCGAACGCGCCCGCGGCGCGGCGGCAGCAGCAGCGGUCGCCGAGCGGCGCGGCGACGAACGCGUCGAACGCGCGCGCGCCGCUGCCGUCGUCGCCGCUGCGACCGCGCGACCAGCGGCAACAGCAGCAGCCUCCCUCGAACGUCGCGGCGGCGGCGAGAGGCGGCGAAGGAGGAGGAGGAGGAGGAGGAGGAGGAGGAAGCGGAUGGCGACGCGUGAAGGCUGCGGUCAGCACGAUGUCAUUCAUCGAUCGCGUCGGCAAGAUGGCGGCGCACGCGCGGCCGUCCACGCUCCGCGAGCGGUCGCUCUCCCCGGCGUUCUCGUACGCCUCCGCGCUCGUGCCGACGCUCACGGAGGACGGCACGUCGAUCGGGUCGUACGGCGAGAGGUUCGACCGCGCGAGACGCGCCGACGCCAACGCCAUGCCGGAGUACUGGGUGCGUCCUGUUUACGCCGCACUGGUUUCAUCGAUCCCGACGCGCCUCGACGCCUUUCAACUCCACUUCUGA